AUGGAAUUGAAAGGAAUAGCUCCAAACAUGUUUUCUUUUCUUUUUGACAUAUUGUCUAGGAGUGGUGGCUUUUCUACACAUAGUGAGCAUAAAUAUGAUUGUAAUUUUAGUAAUGGUUCUGUUGUUGAUGAAUGCCCUCUUGUUAUUGUUGAUGAUGACCUUGAUGUUGCUAUUGUUGUUGCAGUUGCUCUUGCAAAGUCUUCACAAGAAGUUUCAAAGUUUGCAACUGUUGCACUGGUAGAUGUUGAUUCUGAGGAGAUCCUCUUUGUUAAAUAUUUUGACAAAAUGAUACCAUCUACUAUCUUUUUCUUCAAUGCACACCACAUGAAGAUGGAUUCUGGAACUCCAGACCAUACUAAAUGGGUUGGUAUCUUCCAAAGGAAGCAAGAUUUUGUCGAUGUUGUUGAGGUUAUAUUUAGAGGAGCUAUGAAAGGCAAGUUGAUCGUGGAUUGCCCUCUGCCUCCCGAGAGAAUACCCAAAUUCAAGUUGCUGUUCAAAGACCUGUAAAAAAAUUACUAGCAAGUGGGAGGGUGUUUGGGAAUUCAGUUCAUCCAUUCAGCCUACUGAAACUCGUGAUGUACAAAGGUGUUGGCAAUAUUGGUAUGUGUUUGGUGUAUGAUUGACAAUGCAAGACAGUCUUCACUCUUCA
Nymphaea colorata (pocket water lily) is the source of this 649-nucleotide messenger RNA. RefSeq lists its product as uncharacterized. Gene Ontology annotation, cellular component: U5 snRNP; U4/U6 x U5 tri-snRNP complex; spliceosomal complex. The record is from RefSeq and is a predicted model, not a curated record. Gene Ontology annotation, biological process: mRNA splicing, via spliceosome. Lineage: Eukaryota; Viridiplantae; Streptophyta; Magnoliopsida; Nymphaeales; Nymphaeaceae.